AUGUCCAUUCUGGAGCGGCUGGAGCAGAUGGAGAGGAGGAUGGCCGAGAUGACUGGCUCCCAGCAGCACAAGCAGGCCGGCAGCGGAGGCGGCAGCGGAGGCGGCAGCGGGAGUGGUGCCGGAGGGGGCCAGGCCCAGUGUACAUCGGGUGCCGGAACCCUAGGGAGCUGCUUCGAGAGUCGUGUGGUGGUCGUCUGUGAGAAGAUGAUGAGCCGAGCCUGCUGGGCCAAAUCCAAGCACUUGAUCCAUUCGAAGACUUUCCGUGGGAUGACCCUCUUACACCUGGCCGCUGCCCAGGGCUAUGCCACCCUGAUCCAGACCCUCAUCAAAUGGCGCACAAAGCAUGCCGACAGCAUUGACCUGGAACUGGAAGUCGACCCCCUGAAUGUGGACCACUUCUCCUGUACUCCUCUGAUGUGGGCCUGUGCCCUAGGGCACUUGGAAGCGGCAGUGGUGCUGUACAAAUGGGACCGCCGUGCCAUCUCCAUCCCAGACUCUCUGGGAAGGCUGCCUUUGGGAAUUGCCAGGUCCAGGGGCCACGUGAAAUUAGCAGAGUGUCUGGAGCACCUGCAAAGAGACGAGCAGGCCCAGCUGGGACAGACCCCCAGGAUCCACUGUGCCCCAAGUGAAGAGCCAAGCGCGGACAGUUGGAUGGCCCAAUGGCACAGGGAGGCCAUGAGCUCUCCAGAAAUACCCAAAGGAGUCACUGUUAUUGCAAGCACCAAUCCAGAUCUGAGAAGACCUCGGUCUGAACCCUCUAAUUACUACAGCAGUGAGAGCCACAAAGAUUAUCCGGCUCCCAAAAAGCAUAAAUUGAACCCCGAGUCCUUCCAGGCAAGGCAGGAGAAACUGCUUUGCACUGCACUGAGCCUGGAGCAGCCAGAUACCAGGAAGCAGAGCCCUAGUUCUAAGCAGUCUUCCCCUGAGACAAUCAGCCCCAGUGAAGGAGUGAGGGACUGCAGCCGGGAAGCCUCCCCUCCCACUCCACAGGCCGCAGCAUUCCAAGCCUCUGCACCUCAGCCUGUAGUAAAGUGGAGUUCCAAAGAUCUUUACAUUGGUGUGUCUACAGUACAGGUGACUGGAAAUCCGAAGGGGACCAGUGUAGUAAAGGACGCGGCACCUUCACAGGUGCGUCCGAGGGAACCAAUGAGUGUCCUGAUGAUGGCUAACCGAGAGGUGGUGAAUACAGAAAUGGGGGCCUACCGGGAUAGUACAGAGAGCGAGGAAUGCCCCCAGCCCAUGGAUGAUAUUCAGGUGAACAUGAUGACCUUGGCGGAGCACAUUAUUGAAGCCACACCAGACCGAAUCAAGCAGGAGAACUUUGUGCCCAUGGAGUCCGCGGCCCUGGAAAGGACAGAUCCUGCCACCAUUAACAGUACGAUGAGCUGGCUGGCCAGUUACCUAGCUGAUGCCGACCGUCUGCCCAGUGCUGCCUACAUCAGGAGCGCGUACACUGAGCCCCUAACUCCUUCUUCUAAUGCCAGCUUGAGUCCUGCAGGCUCUCCUGUCAGUGAAGUAGCUUUUGAGAAACCCAGCCUUCCCUCGGCAGCAGACUGGUCAGAAUUCCUGAGCGCGUCCACCAGCGAGAAGGUUGAGAACGAGCUGGCUCAGCUCACACUGUCAGACCAUGAGCAGAGAGAGCUCUACGAAGCUGCCAGGCUUGUCCAGACAGCCUUCCGGAAAUACAAGGGCAGACCCUUGCGGGAACAGCAGGAAGUGGCUGCUGCCGUCAUUCAGCGCUGCUACAGAAAGUACAAACAGCUGACAUGGAUAGCCUUGAAGUAUGCCCUUUACAAAAAGAUGACCCAGGCGGCCAUUCUCAUCCAGAGCAAGUUCCGAAGUUACUACGAGCAAAAACGGUUCCAGCAGAGCCGGCGAGCUGCAGUGCUCAUCCAGAACUUCUACCGGAGUUACAAGAAGUGCGGCAGGAGGCGGCCAGCUCGAAGGACAGCCGUCAUUGUACAGCAGAAGCUCAGGGGCAGUUUGCUGACCAAAAAGCAGGACCAAGCUGCUCGAAAAAUAAUGAGGUUUCUACGCCGCUGUCGUCACAGAGUGAAAGAAUUGAAAAAGGCCAAGGAACUUGAAGACAUACAGCAGCAUCCCUUAGCGAUGUGACAUUGCUUCUCAGACUGUUUUCAUUUGUUUUUAGCAGAGACAUGCAACAACAACCAACAUGCUCGUGCACACACACACACAC
Cricetulus griseus (Chinese hamster) is the source of this 2197-nucleotide messenger RNA. The record is from RefSeq and is a predicted model, not a curated record. Lineage: Eukaryota; Metazoa; Chordata; Mammalia; Rodentia; Cricetidae.